CGAACUUUAGCGCCGCGCGAGCUUUGCCUAUUUAAACGAUCGCGGGCGAUCGAAAUCGGUCAGUCUAGCUGUUACUACACGCACUACAGGAGAUACCUUACGUAGAGAUUUAACCUGUUGCUUCCUGUUCUGUUUUGUAUUUGUAGUUAUUUUUUGGUAUUAACUCUUGUUUCUCCGCUGUUGAGUGGUUUUUGCUUGUUGAGCCGAGUGCGUGCUGGGUGGGAAUUGAUUCCUGGAUCAUCCCGCGGAUUGAAUCCCGUUCAAGUAAAUUGCAUUGUGAUGAAUGUUGAACAUUGUUUCGGUUAAGGAUUGUUAACUAGUUGGAAGAUUUGCGGAAAAGAAUCCGAGUGUGAACUGUGAUUUCAAGGGAAAAGUGACAUUGAUCGAGAGGGGUAAAAGGAUCGCGAAAUGGCUUACACGUUGAUUUUGGUGGCUUUGACGAGCCUGCUGUCGGUGGUGGGCUACCUGAAGGUUCUGUACGAGUGGCACCGGAAGGUGCGGGUGCAUACGGUGAAGUCCUCGCGUUACGCGAAAAAGUUCCAAAAGUGCGAGGAGAGUCAGGUGCAGGAAGUUGAAGAGCAUGUGGAGAUCCCGCAGGCACCAGGACCUUAUCCGUGGCCUGUGCUGGGUAGUGCGGCAAUCAUUGGACAAUAUCCGGCGCCGUUCAUGGGCUUCUCGGCCCUGGCGAAGAAGUACGGCGAUGUGUACAGCAUCCGCAUUGGCCAGGGUCAGUGUUUGGUGGUGAGCAGCUUGGAGUUGAUCCGCGAGGUUCUGAACCAAAAUGGGCGGUACUUCGGUGGCCGGCCGGAUUUCCUGCGCUAUCACCAGCUGUUUGGUGGAGAUCGUAACAACUCUCUGGCCCUGUGCGAUUGGUCCUCGCUGCAGCAGAAGCGUCGCAACUUGGCCCGCAAGCACUGCUCGCCGAGCGACGCCUCCAGCUACUAUCAGAAGAUGAGCGACGUCGGCGUGGCGGAGAUGCACUACUUCAUGGACCAGCUGAUCGAGGUGGUCAGCCCCGGGCAGGACUUCAAGGUCAAACCGCUGAUCAUGCAGGCCUGCGCCAACAUGUUCAGCAAGUACAUGUGCUCGGUACGGUUCGAGUACGACGACGGCGGCUUCCAGAAGAUGGUGCACAGCUUCGAUGAGAUCUUCUACGAGAUCAACCAAGGAUACGCCGUGGACUUCAUGCCCUGGUUGGCUCCGUUCUACUUCCGGCACAUGAGCAAACUGAGCAGCUGGUCGAACUACAUCCGUGGGUUCAUCCUGGAACGGAUCGUGAACGAACGGGAGCAGCACCUCAGCGAAGACGAACCGGAGCGUGACUUCACCGAUGCCCUGCUGAAGAGUCUACGGGAAGAUCCUUCGGUCAGUCGCGACACCAUCAUGUACAUGUUGGAGGACUUCAUUGGAGGACACUCCGCGAUCGGAAACCUCGUCAUGCUCGCCUUGGGGUACGUAGCGAAGAACCCGGAGAUCGGCAAGCGUAUCCAGCAGGAAAUCGAUCACGUUACCGAGAAAGGUCUACGCAACGUCACUCUCUACGAUACGGAGAGCAUGCCGUACACUGUAGCCACCAUCUUCGAGGUCCUCCGAUAUUCUUCGUCUCCGAUUGUUCCCCACGUGGCCACUGAGAACACCUGCAUCGGCGGCUAUGGAGUUCAAACCGGUACUGUAGUCUUCAUCAACAACUACGACCUGAAUACCAGCGAGAAGUACUGGGACCACCCGGAACGGUUCGACCCAAGUCGGUUCAUCGAGAGCGCUACCUUGGCACAGAUCCGCUCGGACUUGGUUGGUUCGCCAACUGCCAGCGAAGACCUCAGCAGUAUUAUCAAGCACAACAACAUCGACUCUUCGAACGAGAGCCAGAAGCAGAUCCUUCGCGUCAAGAAGAACAUCCCACACUUCCUGCCCUUCAGCAUCGGCAAGCGAACCUGCAUCGGGCAGAACCUGGUCCGAGGCUUCAGCUUCAUCAUGUUGGCGAACAUCCUGCAGAAGUACGACGUCCACACGAACGACCCGGAGCAGAUCAAGAUGAAACCCGCCUGCGUAGCGGUCCCACCCGACACCUACCCGCUGGCGUUCACGCAGCGCUCCCAAUAGAAUAGCCCCCCCCAGUAGCCCCCCCAUUUGUAAAUAGCCCCCCACCAUCAUCCACAUCGCCCUUCAUUAAAUUAUUUCUCGCCCCAAAUCGAACCAAAAUCCCGCCGUAAAGCUCGCCUUCAUCCACUCACCCCGCAUCCAUCUAUCUUAAUCGAACCCAGUAGUAGGCCAGGAGGAAACGAACAAACGAACACUAAUCCAGUAGUUGCUAGGGAAACCGACGGCGCCACACCGUAGCCGCUUGCGCUCGGUCGCUCGGUCGGUAAAGUAGAACACUUUAUUAUAAACAAAAUGUUAUCUAGUUUGUAGAGAGCGCUCCCGUGAAAACACACUCACACACACACCAACGACAAAAUCACUCAAACACUCAAACACUCGGAGAUGCGUACCGCAAAGCCUAGGAUAAUGGAAGUAAAUAUUUCGUUUUUAUAAAACAUACAUUACACGAUACGAGGAAAAUUAUUAUACAUGUAAACAAGUAGGGAUGCACAAGUCGCGUUUAGCUAGACGAUGAGAUCAAGACUAUUUAUAUCGAAGGAGACACACAUCCGUGAGAGAGCAAAAGUACUUACAAAAAAAAACACGCUAAGUUAGUUGUUUGGAGUUUGCUUUGUUUUUUUUUCUCUCGAUGAAAGUGCGGUCGGAACCGCGGCGAAGUUUGGUGACAUUUUUGCGCACCGAUUUGGACCGAAUUUUCGAGACUUUUCGCACUUUCCGGAGGUUAGAUUAGGGUUGCAUUUACAGUUUAGAAGUUAGAGAGCCUGUUAAAAUGUCAGUGAUUUGAUUUUUUUUUUCGAAUAAGAACUAAGACUGAAUUGAUGAUCCUUUCGAAUUUGUUUGAAAGUUUUGCUUCAAAAUCGCGUAGAUAAAAAGGAAAAACAUGUUUUGAAAUGAGCUGCAUUAAGCUGUAGGAUAAGAGUAAACGGAUUAGAUUAUGAAUCUAAUAUGUUCUAACUUUAGUAGAAGAAAUCUAUACAAAGUUAAUCGAUAUAUGUGAAAUGAAAAAGUAUUGUAAAUUAAUAUAAUAUUGAUGAAAAUUACUACA
Molecule: messenger RNA, 3148 nt
Organism: Aedes albopictus (Asian tiger mosquito)
Lineage: Eukaryota; Metazoa; Arthropoda; Insecta; Diptera; Culicidae
Product: cytochrome P450 307a1-like
Exons: 2
Coding region: 409-2103 (564 amino acids)
Molecular function (GO): iron ion binding; monooxygenase activity; oxidoreductase activity, acting on paired donors, with incorporation or reduction of molecular oxygen
Source: RefSeq, a predicted model, not a curated record